This is a messenger RNA of Triticum aestivum (bread wheat), 765 nucleotides long. Its product is annotated as probable transcriptional regulator RABBIT EARS. The coding region runs from base 148 to 561 and encodes 137 amino acids. Gene Ontology annotation, molecular function: DNA-binding transcription factor activity. The transcript has a single exon. The record is from RefSeq and is a predicted model, not a curated record. NCBI's taxonomy places the organism in Eukaryota, Viridiplantae, Streptophyta, Magnoliopsida, Poales, Poaceae.
AAUUCGGCUCCCAGAUUUAGCAAGUGGCACGCUUCCAUCUAUAAACUCAUUCAUUCCACACCCACGCAGCUCAGCUAGCUAGAGAGUGAAAGCCAGUACAGGAGAAGCAGAGCAAAUAUCUUCCCCCGGCCGGCCCUCUCUUCUCCGAUGGAUCAAGCUCUCCAUGGCGCAGCUGCCUCCCUAGACCUGUCCCUGACCCUGGCCCCCGUGACACCGCCACCACCGGCAGCACCCCCGUCCUCCUCCUUUUGGGCUGAAGGAGACGCCGCUGCCAACCACGGCGGCCAUGGCGGCCAUGACGGCGAAGCGAGAUCGAGGCGGCUGUUCUCGUGCCUCUUCUGCGACAAGAAGUUCCUCAAGUCUCAGGCGUUGGGGGGCCACCAGAAUGUGCACAAGAAGGAGCGGGCCGGCAGCUGGAACCCUCACCUCUACCUCCAACCCGACCACGGCGACUGGCCGGCCGCCGCGGCAGCAAAGGCGCCGGCGAGAUGGCCAGACGCGCGCCUUGACGACCACGGCGAGAAGCAGUUGCAGCAGCUUGAUCUCAACCUCAAGCUUUAAUUAGCUAACUCGUGCGUACGUUUUUUACUAUCUUCCAUUCCAUCUUCUUAUCCUCCUUGAACUAGCUAGUGUGUGCACGCAUGUUCGUCCUGUACUAUACAUAUACUUUGGUUUGUAGUAUUACUAUGGUCUUCCCUUGUCUCCGUGGGUUUUCACUGGAAAAGGACUCAAAUGUAUUAUACCCCCUUUGAUCCGUAUUAACUG